UGUAGUAUUCAGAACUACUACUACUACUACAGAUUCUACUUUUAAAAACCUCUUCAACAUAUCCUUCUCAAAUCUCAAUCUCAAUCUCAAAGCCGCCCUCCCCCACCUAUAACUGGCAAAUCGCCGCCGCUCUCCCUCCCUCCCGCAUCUCGACCUCGCAGAUCGCCGCUAGUCGCCGGCCGCCUUCCUCACCUCGCAGUCGCGCGUCGCACACUACUAUCCGUGUUUCUGCAUUUCUUUCUCUCUUCCUCCUAACCGAAACCCUACCCCAAAGUUCAUCCUAGUCGAAACCCCACCCCAUCCUGGUGUUUUAAUUGACAGGUUAGGAGAGGUGAGGAGAUGAAUGACAUGAGGCGGCCUCAACUCCUUUGUACCCGCGGCGCCCGCUGUCUGACCCUCAGCCCCUACAUUUUCACUUGUCUACUCUCGGGCCUACAUCAUGUUCAGAAAACUGAGGACAUUGCUACUAAUCUUUUCAAGCUACCAGUAGCACCUCUUCCUUCCUCUUCUUAUCUAGUAAAAUCUAGUGUGUUUUACACAACAUCUUGUCAAGUUAUACAUGAACAGAAGGAAUUAAAUUGUAAUACAGACAAGGUGAAAGACUCGACUGACAUUUUAAGAAAUUGGGGUUGUAGUGAGAAUGAUAUAUCCAAAAUAUUUGAGCGACGUCCAUCUUUACGCAAGGCAGAGUUUCAGAUUCUUCAGUCCAAGCUUGAAAUACUUUCUAAUUUGGGGAUUAAAUCUGCGGACCUCGUGAAAAUGGUACAUUGCCGACCCCGCUUUCUCAACUGUAGAAUCAACAUUGGUUUAGAAGAGCGCAUCAAAUAUUUUGAAGACCUCUUUGGUUCAAGGGAAGUGUUAAUCAAGGCUUUGGUGAGGAAUCCUUCUCUACUCACAUAUGAUAUUCACAAUAAAGUGAAACCUGUCAUUGCUAUAUAUGAAACACUGGGUCUUUGCAAAAGUGACUUGAUUGCCAUGCUUCUAUCACGCCCCACUUUGAUUCCAAGAACUAAUCUGGAUGAUGAGAAGAUUGAUUGCAUCCGCAAAACGGGGGUCCCAAAGGAGUCAAAGAUGUACAAGCAUGUAGUUUCUUUGUUUGCCAUAUCACGCAAAAAGACCAUUCAAGAAAAAGUGAUGAAUUUAGAGAAAUAUGGGCUGUCAGAGGAUGAUAUAUUUGGUCUGGUUGGGCGUUCUCCGAUGGUGUUAACGCUAUCCAUUGAUAAAAUUCAGAGGAACAUGACGUUUAUAAUGGGCACACUGAGACUACAAGCUUGUGUGGUACUUAGUAACCCAUAUCUGCUUUACUUCAAUUUGGAGACAGUUUUGAAACCACGGUUUCUUGUAGCAUGUAAAAUAGAGGAUAUGGGACUCGCUCCUCGGAUGAAGGGACCUGAGCUGUUAACAGCAUUGAGGAUGACUGAGAAGCGGUUUGUAUCUAUGUAUAUUAGUUGUCACCCCAAGGAUGUGGCCAAAGAGUUGAACACAGUCUAUGUAAAUGCAAAAUGUGUUAGAAGAUUGGCAGAGACAUCAAAGAGGAGCUUCCGUGGCAGGUUCCCUUUCUGAAGGAAUUCUAGAAUAGAGCAAAUUGUUGUGAUGCAGUGUAUUGCAUGGUGGCCAUAAAGUGGCGAGGCUUAUCGUGUUAGUGGGGAUCAAGUUUUCUUUCAUUCCUGUGGAUUUUCAAUACAAAAGGUACAAGAACCGGGAGCUGCAAAGUAAGGAUCUUCUGGACCAUCCAAAUGUCAUGUGUUUAAAGCAUUGUUGAAAUGUCUCUCUUGUGGGAUUUCUUUAGGCACCUGUGCCUACUGCAGAUAGAAGUUGUAAGUCAGCUGUCACUACCACUCAGCAUUCUCUCAGGGAUACUAACAACCUUUCUGAGCAGUGGCAGAGUUCCUUUCAAAGCUACAGGAACUGCUGUUGAUUGGGUUCAGAUGCUGUGGAUGAAGGUUUGACUCUUAUAAAUUUCACCUGGACUGGAUUCAGUUGGGAUCUUUGCCAUUUCACAGAGCUGUAGUGAAGUGGCAACCAAGGUUGCGGUGUUGUUAGUUUAGAACCUACAAUGGCGAGAAAGCAGGUAGGGGUUCAAUUAAUGAUACCAUUAAUUUGGAACCUAAAUUUUAUCAUAUCAAAUCACUAUUUAAACCAAAAUCCAAACUCAAAACUCAAAUCAAAACCUUAAAGGAACCCAAUCCUGUCUUGGUUUUGUGACUGUUGUACCUUGGAAGUGUUCACUAUAUUCCCGGCUGGAAAUAGAGGGACCAUCGAGCUCUCGUUUAUAGAUGAACUUUUCAUUUCUAGUCUGCAUCCCACAUAUUCAUCAGUGCAUGAUGUAUCUGAAAUUUGUGGACUAUAAGAUACAAAGCACACUGGAGAAGGGCAGUUCUGUGACAUCCAUAUGUUCAACCAUUUCUUGUUCAUUUACUGGAUUACUCAAGAUGCAUUUUGGCCGCCAUCCGACUUGUUAAGUGCCAGUGUGGUUUCAUAUUUCUUGUUUAAUCUAUGAAGUUUUUGCAUGUUUCACGAAGCUUUUGGGGAAAGUUGGAAAGGGAAAACUAGUCAGAACUCGAGGCUAGGGUUAGGUCCCCAUGAUCAGCACGCCGUAAAAGAGAUCUAAUUCUCCCUGCAGUUUCUGCUCCUCACCCGUCAAGGACAGAAUAGAAGCCGGCUCUCUGAUCUUGGAAGACCAAACCUUUAAUCACCCAAGAUUUGUAUAUGGCUUCAUCAGGUACGCUUCCGCUUUAAGGAUCGGGCAUCUAAUAUUCAACAACUGGUAUCAGAGCCAUGUUGCCCGUAUUUGGUAUUGAUUCUGUAUGGAUUUUCGAGAUUACCAUCUCGAGGGGGGUGUCAAGUAUUCCACAUUGGAUGUAAUGUUAGGAUUCCCCUACUUUAUAAGGGGUAAAGGGCUACUCCACUUACAACAAAUUGGUUUUAAUUGUUGGAAGUACAUAAAAGGCAUGCUGUGUGUGCAUACGUGUUUAUGUCUAUAUAUUUACAUGGUUAUGAGUCUUGAAAGUACAAAUAUU
Andrographis paniculata is the source of this 3020-nucleotide messenger RNA. RefSeq lists its product as uncharacterized. Gene Ontology annotation, molecular function: double-stranded DNA binding. The record is from RefSeq and is a predicted model, not a curated record. NCBI's taxonomy places the organism in Eukaryota, Viridiplantae, Streptophyta, Magnoliopsida, Lamiales, Acanthaceae. Gene Ontology annotation, biological process: regulation of DNA-templated transcription; chloroplast organization. Bases 340 to 1563 code for a protein of 407 amino acids. Gene Ontology annotation, cellular component: chloroplast. The transcript has 6 exons.